Messenger RNA from Habropoda laboriosa, 503 nucleotides. RefSeq names its product 60S ribosomal protein L32 (gene RpL32). Bases 99 to 503 code for a protein of 134 amino acids. Lineage: Eukaryota; Metazoa; Arthropoda; Insecta; Hymenoptera; Apidae. Gene Ontology annotation, molecular function: structural constituent of ribosome. Gene Ontology annotation, biological process: translation. Gene Ontology annotation, cellular component: ribosome; cytosolic large ribosomal subunit. The record is from RefSeq and is a predicted model, not a curated record. The transcript is spliced from 4 exons.
CUGCUUCGAAUUUUAACGCAACAUAUUGUUAGUCCGAGUUUAACAUAACCUUUUUCGUUUGGUGUGUAGUGAGGAACGUCCUCUAAUAUCUUACAAAAAUGGCUAUUCGACCAGUAUAUAGGCCUACAAUUGUGAAGAAGAGAACAAAGAAGUUCAUUCGUCACCAGAGUGAUAGAUACAGUAAACUAAAGAGAAAUUGGCGUAAACCAAAAGGUAUUGACAAUAGAGUUCGUAGGCGUUUUAAGGGACAAUAUUUGAUGCCCAAUAUUGGAUAUGGAAGUAACAAGAAAACACGUCACAUGCUACCAACUGGUUUCAGAAAAGUUUUAGUACAUAAUGUUAAGGAACUAGAAGUUUUAAUGAUGCAGAACAGAAAAUUCUGUGCUGAAAUUGCUCAUGCUGUGAGCAGUAAGAAACGCAAAGCUAUUGUUGAACGUGCCCAGCAACUUUCCAUACGUGUAACUAAUCCUAAUGCAAGAUUACGUUCUCAAGAAAAUGAAUAA